AUGGACCCUGGAAAUCAUUCCACAGUGACUGAGUUCAUCCUGGCUGGGCUAACAGGACGUACUGAACUCCAGCUGCCCCUCUUCCUCCUCUUCCUCGGGAUCUAUGUGGUCACAGUGGUGGGGAACCUGGGCAUGAUCACACUGAUUGGGCUCAGUUCUCACCUGCACACCCCCAUGUACUAUUUCCUCAGCAGUUUGUCUCUCAUUGAUUUUUGUCAAACCACUACUGUUACUCCUAAAAUGCUGGUGAACUUUGUGACAGCAAAGAACAUCAUCUCCUACCCUGAAUGCAUGACUCAGCUCUAUUUCUUCAUCAUUUUUGCUAUUGCAGAGUGUCACAUGUUAGCUGUAAUGGCCUAUGAUCGCUAUGUUGCGAUCUGCAAACCCUUGCUUUAUAAUGUCAUCAUGACGCCUCAGAUCUGCUUCUGGCUCUCUGCGGGAGUUUAUGUUUUGGGCAUCAUUGGGUCAACAAUCCACACAGGCUUUAUGUUGAGACUCCUAUUUUGCCAGGUCAAUGUGGUUAAUCAUUAUUUCUGUGACCUCUUUCCACUCCUGGAGCUAUCCUGUUCCAGCAUCUACAUCAACGAAUUAUUGGUUCUAGUCUUGAGUGCAUUUAACAUCCUGUUUCCUGCCUUAACCAUCCUUGCCUCCUACAUCUUCAUCCUCUCCAGCAUCCUCCGCAUCACCUCCACUGAGGGUAGGUCCAAAGCCUUCAGCACCUGCAGUUCCCACAUCUCAGCUGUUUCUGUUUUCUUUGGAUCUGGUGCCUUCAUGUACCUGCAGCCAUCCUCAGUGAGCUCCAUGGAUCAAGGCAAAGUGUCUUCUGUGUUUUAUACCAUCAUUGUUCCUAUGCUGAACCCCUUGAUCUACAGUUUGCGAAAUAAGGAUGUUAAAUUAGCCUUGAAAAAAAUUCUGGAUUGCAGCAAACAUUCAUAA
This is a messenger RNA of Condylura cristata (star-nosed mole), 936 nucleotides long. Its product is annotated as putative olfactory receptor 8G3 pseudogene. Gene Ontology annotation, cellular component: membrane. The record is from RefSeq and is a predicted model, not a curated record. Bases 1 to 936 code for a protein of 311 amino acids. Lineage: Eukaryota; Metazoa; Chordata; Mammalia; Eulipotyphla; Talpidae. Gene Ontology annotation, molecular function: odorant binding; olfactory receptor activity; G protein-coupled receptor activity. The transcript has a single exon. Gene Ontology annotation, biological process: sensory perception of smell; G protein-coupled receptor signaling pathway.